ACACGUUUGAUGUUUAUGUUGAUUUCUUCUCCUCUUCCCCACACCCACUAUAAAGUUAAAGUUGGUUCAACAAUAAAGAAAUUUGGCACCCAUUUCCCAUUUCUACUCACAAAUUUCCCUCACCCCAUUUUCCCCUUUUCUCUCUCUUCUUCUUCUUCUUCUUCCUACAACCCAAAGAACACAAAUAAAUCUCUAAAAAGUUGAACCCAAAAGUAGAAUUCCAACGAGCAAACAACCCAUUUUUCAGUUCUUUAGAAAAAAACCAGAGUUUAUUGAGAGAAGAAAGAGAAAGGGGUUGCUCUAGUGAGAGAUUUCUUUCAGCAAUUCAGCAUGUAGCUCAGGAAGAACCUUGCAAGUAGAGAGAGAGGGAGAGAGAGGGAGGGAGGGAGAGAGAGGGUGGAAGGGAGAAAACCCUUGUCUCUGAUUUUUCUUUUUUCCCUUUUGGUUGUUGUGUACAGCUUUUUGGAGGGUACUGUUUUUUUUUUUUUCUCUGUUGUUUUUGGUUGAACUUUUUUGGGUUUUUAGUGGUUUGUGUUCUUCGAUCAACUGUUGUGGGUUUUAUCCGAAUUUUUUUUCGGGUCUUUUUGAGCAGGAAUUUGCAGAGGACUUUCGGCAACUGGGUCAGUUCUGGUGGGUCAGAGGGUUGUCUCCUCAGAAAGAGGUUGUUGUGACCUAGCUCAGGGUGAGAACGGUUGUCCUCUUUAGUGUCAAGACCAUCCUCUGAACGACGAAGGGAAAUAAAUUAAUGCAAGGAAGAUGGGAAAGAAAGGCAGUUGGUUUUCAGUUAUAAAGAGAUUUUUCACUUGUCAGUCAGGAGAGCAGGUUCAUGAGAAUGACAGCAGAAAUGAAAGGAAAGGAGAUGGGAAAGGAGAGUCCACUUCUUUCAUUCCUAUCUUUAGAAAGCCGAGCAGUGUCGAGAAAAUCUUUAGUGAUUUUGAGAGGGAGCAGCAAAUAGUAGCUUUCCGGCCUCCAGCUCCUGAACGGCCAUCUACACCACCCUAUAUACCUCCUCAACCAGCUCCCCCUCGUGCUCCUUCUCCUCCUCGAGCUGCUCCUGCCAAAGAACCAUCUCCCAAGGCGUCUCCUCCUAGAGCUGCUUCUGCCAAAGAACCAUCUCCCAAGGUUCCUCCUCCUAGAGCUGCUCCUGCCAAAGAACCAUCUCCCAAGGUUCCUCCUCCUAGAGCUGCUCCUGCCAAAGAACCAUCUCCCAAGGUUCCUCCUCCUAGAGCUGCUCCUGCCAAAGAACCAUCUCCCAAGGUUCCUCCUCCUAGAGUUGCUUCUCCUCCUCAAGCUUGCUCAUCAUCAACAGUUGUCGAUCAUCACAAGGAAGUCAAGAACAUUCCAACCAUUGCCGAUCCUCAAGAGGAAGGGGCCCACAUUCCAACGGCUGUGAAUCAUUGCAACGAAGUCAGCUACAUUCCAAAACCAACCCCGACGAACCAUCAUUCUUCCGCUACUAAGAUCCAAGCAAUCUACAGAGGUUAUGUGGCGAGGAGAAGUUUCAAAGCGUUGAAGGGUCAGGUACGGCUUCUAGGUGUUAUACGAGGGAAUAAUGUGAGACGCCAGACAUUGAAUGCUAAGAAACAGAUGCAACUUUUGGUUCGGGUGCAAUCAGUUAUACAAUCACGACGAAUUGAAAUGCUGGAAAACCAGAGGCAACUCCAGGAUCAUCCCAAUGAUAAAGAAGCUCACAGUACCUUUGAUGCAUCCGAGGGAGGUAACCAUGAAGAUUGGGAUGAAAGCUCAAUAACAAAGGAGGAAAAAGAUGCCCGGUUGCAGAGAAAGGUAGAAGCGGCCAUUAAACGAGAACGUGCAAGGGCAUAUGCAUACUCUCAAUCCCACCAGAGAACCACUCCAAGAUUGGGACAAGAUUCUCAAAUGGAUACGUGCUCCAUGGGAGUUCCAAGGUGGUUGAAAUGGUUAGAAGGUCAGUUACCUACUGAAGGUUCUCCAAAGCAUCCUCUACCGAAACCUUUAACACCCCAGCCGGAGCAGAAGUCAAGCCCACGGUCUCCUUCAAGCAACAUUAGACGACACAAUUUCGGCUUAGAUGUUAGGGAUACUCCCACACCAAAGUCCACGAAAUCAACAGCAUUCUCAAAUGCAAAGCCUGCUCGGUCACCACUCCGAUUGAGAACCCCUCAAACAGCAAGGUCAACCAUCUCCAAUGAUUCGAGAUCACGAGGCAGCCGAGCAUUAUCUCCUUUUGACAUGAGGUUAAAGGAUGACGACAGCCUUGUUAGCUGCCCUCCAUAUAUGGCACCACACUAUAUGACUCCUACAAUUUCAGCCAACGCAAAAGUUCGAGCACGUAGUAACCCGAGGGAGAGGUUUCCAGGUACGCCAAGGAGCGAAGCAUCUAGCAGAAGACAAUCAUUUCCUCCAACGCAAAGUGUUGGAUCGUAUAGAAACAGAGGUUUAAUGUCGUCCCCGAAGGAUCAUGCAACAUUAGACGACAACCAAUCUUUGCGAUCGGUCGGGAACUUCAGCUUUGCUUCACUACCAACUGGAGUUAGAAGGAAACCAUUUAACAGAUUUGUGUGAUUUAGUUAACCCUUCUUCUUGUUCCUGUGUUUCUAAUGAUAGAAUUUGAGUGUAUUUAAUGUUAUAUGGUUUUGUGUUGCAAAAAUACUGAUUUGUAAUAAGAAACUCAAGGUUUGGAAUUGGGUUUUGGCUUGUUGGCUUUGGGUUUGGGCUUCUUUUAAUGUUAUACUUUGACUACUUCACAAUUUUUUUCU
Cucumis sativus (cucumber) is the source of this 2738-nucleotide messenger RNA. Its product is annotated as protein IQ-DOMAIN 14. The record is from RefSeq and is a predicted model, not a curated record. Gene Ontology annotation, molecular function: protein binding. The transcript is spliced from 7 exons. NCBI's taxonomy places the organism in Eukaryota, Viridiplantae, Streptophyta, Magnoliopsida, Cucurbitales, Cucurbitaceae. Bases 757 to 2544 code for a protein of 595 amino acids.